CAGAAGCGUGGGGUUGCUGGGAAUCAUAGUUUAACUUUCCCAACUCUCCAGUUUUUUAACAACACUGCUGAAGAAUGUUGAAACUCAGCAUCCCAUAGAACACUGCUAUCAUAUCCUCCUCCCACGUGACUUAAUGUGUUUAUAGAUGCAACAUUUUAGCUUUCACUAAUUUGUCAGCAAGCUAUCUCUCUCUCAUACGAUAAAAAAGCUAUUUGUAAGACAUUUAAGGGAGCACAAAAACGUGUUAAGUGGAAAUGUUGCUGGAAUAGCUACUGUCGUGCCUCUUGUUCAUGCGUUGAGAAGUGACAACGUAAGCUAGUUCCCCGGCUAAAAACAGGCGAGCUAGCUUGUUGUUUUUGAAUGGACCCGCCUGUGAGACCGCUAACGUUAUCUAGCUAGCCAAAAUAAGCAUAUUGAAGCCUAAUGAUUGGAAUUUCGGGGGAUUUUUGCUAAAGGAAUUGCAAGGCACUUCAUCUUCUUACAGUGAUGGAGGAAGUUGAUAAGAUUUUAAUUCACUCCCUUAGACAGACCGGCACGGACGUGGGGGAGGAUGUUCAGAGUGUGAAGCGCUUCUCCAGUGAGCUCAUAGUGGAGGCGGUAGUGAAAUGUCUGCGAGUGAUCGACCCGGCCCUGGGGAGCAGCCUGUCCCACUCCUUACCCCCCGGCAUGUCUGCCCGCUUUCGAGUGGGCAUGAGCCUGGCACAGGCCUGUCAGGACCUUGGCUACAAGGGAGAGAUUGGUUACCAGACCUUUCUUUACAGCAAUGAGCCAGAGAUCCGCUCCCUGCUCAUGUUCCUGGUGGAGAAGCUGCCCAGAGAAAGUGCUGAGGCCUUGGACCAACCAGCAGGUAAAUCGGUCCUCCUCCAAAAAUUGAUAGCUGCCCAGAUCAAAGCUCAGCUGGCCUUGCCUUGGCUCCCUCCAUCUUGCAGACUACCCCUUCUAUGUAAAACACAGAACCCAGGACCGUCCCACAGUUUCCACUCUCAGCCCCUUAGUUUACUGCACUGCCUCAAAGUGCCUGGGAAAAAGCAAUUGAAAGAGGAAAAGGACUACCACAGGGAAUUUCUUCCACCUGUGACUGCACAGCCGUCGCAGCAUGCCUCAGUGCCGGCCUCCCUGCUGGAGCUGCAUGCAGGGGAGCUUAGUGCCGCCCAGGAGUGGGACAAUGAGUGGAACAGCCAAGGCCUCCUUUCCCGCCUCACCCCUGAGGAAUAUCGCUCCAGGAAGCGUGCCCGUCUGCAGAAGCGGAUCGAAGAGCAGCUGCGCAUUGCGGCCCAGUCUCACUUGGACACCCUCGGUGCCCACAGGUCGGGCUCUGCUCUCACAGAGCUACUUCAGUCCUUUGGGGGCUCCUCCUUUGGUGACAUCCUCGCCAAGGGCACCCGCUUCACUCACACUGAGAAAUUCACUUUCACACAGGAGCCUGCGAAAGCCUCCCAGCAGAUGGCAGCAGCGGCCAGCUCCCUUCCCAGCUCGCAUCAGUCGGAGGAGGAACUGCAGGCCCGACAGCAGGAGGAGCUGGUCUACCUACAGCGGCAGCUACAGCAGCUCUCCCUCAGCCUUGAGGAGGUGGGCGGAGACAUGAGGCAGCUCACCGUAUCCAUACUUCAGGUGUCGGAUGAGCUGAAGCAGAAAGAGCUGAGCAAGGCGGAGAAGGAGGACUCUGUGCGGAUGAAGAAGCAGACCAUUGACCUGAUGCCGGACGCAGAGAACAACCUGGCCAAGCUGCAGGCCCUGGUGGAGGGAAGUGCCAAGCGAGUGGUUAACCUUGCUGCGCAGUGGGAGAAACGCAGAGCUCCGCUCAUCGAUGAGCACCGCAGGCUCAAGGAGCUCUGCAGCAACCAAGAGAUUGAGUCCUCCAGAAAGCUAUCUGAAAUCAAAGAGCUUCACCACAGAAUCCAUCAGUCUGCGGAGGAGUCCAAGAAGAAGGAGGCACUGUAUAAACAACUGAUAACAGAGUUUGAGAAUCUCCCCAAAGAUGUCUCCCGCUCAGCAUACACUGCAAGGAUCCUGGAGAUCGUUGGCAAUAUCAGGAAACAGAAGGAAGAAAUUACAAAGAUUCUGUCUGACACUAAGGAGCUGCAGAAAGAGAUUAACAAUCUGACUGGAAAACUGGACCGAACGUUCGCUGUGACUGAUGAGCUGGUCUUCAAGGAUGCGAAGAAAGACGAAUCUGUCCGCAAAUCCUACAAGUACCUGGCAGCCUUGCAUGAGAACUGCACUCAGUUGAUCCAAACUAUUGAGGACACAGGCACAAUCAUGCGAGAGAUCAGAGACCUGGAGGAGCAGAUUGAAACUGAAAAUGGUAAAAAGACUGUAAGCAACCUGGAGAAGAUCCUCGAGGACUACAAAGCCAUUCGCCAGGAGAACUCUGCUCUGGCUGCCAAGAUCAGAGAGGCCUGACGUGACCCUCCCCAUGCUGCACCGUAGUGGCCACCUGAUGUGUGCUGGUCAAACUGACUGGUAGCAUGCCCUUGAGACUGCCUGUCCUGUGUGUGUGUGUGUUGAACCAAGAAAGUACACUCCAUCUGGUCUCAAGAUUUUCAACGCUGUCCUUUGUCCACUGUCUUGUUGCAUUGCCGUCUGGGAGCACUGACGGCAUAUGGGGAAGGGGAGAUAGAUUUUUGUACCAUUUUUAAUGCACAAACUUUGCUUACCCAAAAACCAUGCUGGAUAAAGAAGUGUGAUGUGUAACAACACGGUGAUAAAUUAUACUGGCCUUGCAUCCCUGAUUCCACCCAAUCAAAAAAUAAGUUAGGAAAAUGAUGCUGAUGUUUUCUAUUAUAAAUUUGUAGUAGUUCUUCAUAAUUGCAGUAGUUCUGAUAAAUCAAUUAAGUGAAUGUCUUAAUGAUCUACUUUGAAAUUCACUGCAAUUCAGGUGAAUUUCUUCAUGUUGGCUCUCAAUUCCCCAGAACAAUGCAGUGGUUAGGUACGGCCUAAGACCCCAUUCAUGCCAUAUUUUGUCUUAACUGGAGUCGAUUUGGAGAUUACUAGGUUUGUCCAUUCUAGUUCAUUCUCAUGCCUUGAAAUCAUAUGCUGCUUUUGUCUGUCUCAUUGGCUCAGUGUUAUUUGGAUUAGGGAGCCUUGGUGCAAAGUAAAUGGCCUCACCUUUUGAGCACUGAUCUCCUGAAAUGGUCUAGAUUAGGUAACAAACCACAUUGAUUGAUGUAAUGAAUCAUGUGAAACUUGUAUAAAAACAAUACAAAAUGUUUGUCAUAGCAGAAAAUGAACAUGUUAAUGAAGUGCUGUUGCUUUCAUGUUUAUUUUAUUUGAAAUGCUGACGUAUGCUGUCUUUUUUUUUUUUGCUUGAUCCUGGAGGGAUGCCUGUUGAACUGGCUCUCAAGCCCUGUUUAUACCUGGUGCCAACAUGCCCCCUUUGUCCUAAUCUUGUCAACAUUCUUGACUGCCCACAUUUUUAGACUGGUGUAGACUAUUAAAGACUCAUGAUCUCA
Messenger RNA from Oncorhynchus keta (chum salmon), 3452 nucleotides. RefSeq names its product coiled-coil domain-containing protein 22-like. Bases 487 to 2403 code for a protein of 638 amino acids. The record is from RefSeq and is a predicted model, not a curated record. Lineage: Eukaryota; Metazoa; Chordata; Actinopteri; Salmoniformes; Salmonidae. Gene Ontology annotation, biological process: positive regulation of ubiquitin-dependent protein catabolic process. Gene Ontology annotation, molecular function: cullin family protein binding. The transcript is spliced from 15 exons.